Messenger RNA from Pieris rapae (cabbage white), 1232 nucleotides. Its product is annotated as retinol dehydrogenase 14-like. The coding region runs from base 80 to 964 and encodes 294 amino acids. The transcript has a single exon. The record is from RefSeq and is a predicted model, not a curated record. NCBI's taxonomy places the organism in Eukaryota, Metazoa, Arthropoda, Insecta, Lepidoptera, Pieridae.
AAUAUCAUGUAAAUUGUGUGCCUAUACUUAUAUUAAUUAUUAUAUAUAUAUUGUUGCAUAUAAUGUUACGUCAUGAACGAUGUGUAAAUGUAGUGAUCGUUUGGUAGGUAAAGUGGUUAUUAUAACUGGUUCAAAUACUGGUAUCGGAUUCGAAAUAGCGAAAGACAUGGCUGAAAGAGGAGCUCGUGUGAUCCUUGCUUGUAGAAAUGAAACAAGAGCAAUGGAAGCUAUUAACGAAAUCAGAAAUCAAACGCACAACGAAAAUAUCCAUUAUUCGCAUCUGGACCUUGCCUCUAUUUCUUCAGUCAAAAAAUUCGUAUCCAAAUUUAUUAAUGAGGAGGAGCGUCUGGACAUUCUAGUCAACAACGCUGGCGUGAUAACUAGAAGCGACGAAAAAACAGAAGAUGGAUUCUCAAUGAUGAUUCAAUCUAAUUAUCUUGGCCAUUUCCUUUUGACAGUUCUACUUCUCCCUUUACUGAUGUCAUCAGCCCCGAGUCGUAUUAUUAAUUUUUCGUCGGUGACCCAUAAAUUUGUAAAUAUUCACCCAGAUGAUUUGUGCACUGUGCCAAUAAGAAAAUCGUAUACAAAUAGUAUUUGGUAUUUUAAAACGAAGUUAUGCAUGGUCCUUAUGACAAAAGAACUCGCAAGGCGUUUGAAAGACACCGGUGUCACUGUAAAUUGUUUACACCCAGGAGCCGUUAAAACAAACAUGAUCAAUAAUAUAGAUAUAAAGUUUGUAAAAAUUAUUGUUAAUGCUGCGUUAUCCUGUUUUAAAACCCCAAGGGACGGAGCUGAAACUGCGAUUUAUUUAGCUGUGUCACCAGAGGUGGAAAAUCACAGUGGUGGCUAUUAUGUUGAUUGUAAAUUAGCGAACACUAGCCGCCGAGCCCGUAACCCUGAUUUGGCUCGACAAUUGUGGGAGGCUUCCGAAAGAUUAGUAGGUGUAGAAUGUAAAUACUACUAAAUAUAUAAUACUAGCAGGCUCGGCCAAGUGUUGCUGUGGCUAAGGUUUUUUUAAGGUUAUUAUAUCACAUAAUAGGAAACUAUUCAAGGGAAACGGUAGGAGAACUUAUGUGAAAGUUAGAUAGAUUAUGUGAAACGUUGGUACUUUUAACGCCAUCUGUUGGAGUUGUGUCAAAUUAUAAACAAAUAAUUUGCAAUAAAAUAAAAUUGCGACUAUAAUUAAAGAUCUAAGCUAUCCUAUCUCUUAAGUUGGUCAGACUGCUCACGGU